Messenger RNA from Lytechinus variegatus (green sea urchin), 11458 nucleotides. RefSeq names its product YLP motif-containing protein 1-like (gene ylpm1). The coding region runs from base 411 to 7475 and encodes 2354 amino acids. Gene Ontology annotation, biological process: regulation of telomere maintenance. The record is from RefSeq and is a predicted model, not a curated record. Lineage: Eukaryota; Metazoa; Echinodermata; Echinoidea; Temnopleuroida; Toxopneustidae. The transcript is spliced from 17 exons. Gene Ontology annotation, cellular component: nucleus.
CAUAACUGCAUUACGUGUACGAGUACACGCGCGUGUGUGAUAUUCAUAUGCGCUUGCCUGAUCGAGUUUCAAUGCAAUAAUGCCAUGGCAUGGGAUCCGGAUCGGGACGCUGUUGUGAGAAUGAUGACCGACCAAGCAAGGCCCUGGGGUUUUGAUUAGCAUGCUUCGAGCCUCAAGAGAUUAGUAGGAGACGUCGCCAAUCCAAGAGACAGAGGGCCUGUCAAGAUUUAACGUUAUUUACUAUCUUAGUAUCUUUAAUCUAGCUCCAGUCGGUUAACGAGUCGUUACCGAUCGAACGAGAAAGAAGUCGAACUGGCGAAUUGCAUUGCCACUGGCACUGGCACUGGUGCUGCAGAUGAGCCUCAUCUCACUUCUUCUCAUGCAUUUUUUGUGAUCAGUGACCAGUCAUCAUGUUCAACAACUGGGAAAGGCCUCGGGGACCCGGCUUUGGUGGGCCCGGUGGCGGUGGCCCCGGCGGGCAUGGGCAUGGUGGGCGCGGGCCAGGCCCAGGGAAUAUGCGAAUGCAACGGAUGCCGAACCGCCCUCCAUUUCAUGGUGGACCAAGAUCAGGACCCGGACCAAUGUUUAUGCGAGGACCGUCUGGGAAUGGGCCAGCGCCAGGCCCACAUCCUAUGAGAAUGCGAAUGGACAACAUGGGACCUCAAGGACAAGGACCCAUGCCGGGCCCUGGGCCAGGACCAGGGAAUUGGCACGGCCACGGACCACCAGGACCAGAACCUGGCAUGCGCAUGAGGAUGAUGGGACCAGGACCAAGGCCACCUGGACCAAGAGGACCGCCAAUGAUGUCUGGCCCACAUCAUGGUCAAGGGCAAGGUCCACAGGGGCCUACAAUUCCAGGACCAAGUCCAACAAGGCCAACACAUAUGUUGCCCGAGCCUGUUCAGGUGUUGGUCAAGCAAGCUGAAGCUGCUGAAGCUGUAGUUGGUAUGCCGCAGACAUCAGAGAAUGAAGAGGUGAAGCUGAGAGGUCUUCAGGAUCAGGCAUUACAGUGGCAAGCAACGGCUCCCAUAAGAAAACAGGUGGAAAAUGUACAGCAACAGGCAGUUGCUCAAGACCAGUGGCAGAAUUACCAGAAACAGAUGCAAGCAUAUCAACAACAAUACCAAACGUGGUACCAAAGUCAAGAAGCUGCCUUGGCAGAUGUUAAAUUGGAAACCUUACAAGAAAAGAAGGCUACAUGCGUAAAACAGCUCACAGACUGGAAAACUCAGUUCGAUCAGUGGGUUGAACAGCACAAGAAACAUCCAAACAAGGACCAGUUUGAUCAAUAUCAAAAUCAAUGGAAAACAUGGCAGACGCAGAUGGAGGGUAUGGUGAAUUCCUUGGAUAUGCAGAUUAAAAUAAAAGAGGCAUCACUUCAAAAAACUUCUCAAGCACCUGUUUCUGUGAGUGGUGGUGUAGGACCAGUUACCACACAGAAUGCAAAUGUGGCAUUACCAACAAGCGGACACGGAAUGGUUCCAUCUAGUGGUCCUGGAAUGGGACAAAUACUGCCAACCAGUGCUGUUCCAAGCAGUGAGGCUGUAGUCAAAGUCCCAAGUAGUUCUGGGACUGGAACAGGUCCAGGUAUUGGAGUGGGACCGAAGCCAACUGAGAGUGGAAUGGGAACAGGGCCUGGAAUAAGUCAUGGAACAACUCCUGCAUUGCCUAAAACACUUGAUCAAGGAUCAAGAAUGGAAAGUGGAAACAAGUCCAAUUCUGGACCAGGUCUCCCAGGCCCAAAAAGUAAGGUACCUGGCAAAGACAGUUUUCCGUUUCCAUUUCCUGAUGAUCUUCCAUUUCCAGGAGAUAUUGAUAAUUUCCCCUUUCCUGAUAUGAAAAAAUUAGAUGCAAUGUUUUCAGGUGCUAUGAAAUCAGAUGAAUUUCCAUUUCCUUUCCCUGAUUUUCCGAUGCCAGGCGGCAUGAUGGGGCCAGACUUUUCAUUACCUGAAGGACUGAAGCCAGAUGACAUGAAGAAAGAUAUGGAAGAAUUCAUGAAGCAAAUGGAAUCAGAACUAGGUCGUGUCGCAUCUUCAAACUUUCCAUCUUCCCAGAGGGGAAGCAACAUCCUUGAUAAGGAAAAUCAACGAGGUUUGGAUGCUGGGAGGGUGAGAGAAGAGAGACACAUGAUGGGUACAGGGGGUGGAGUGUCAGUACAACGAAUGGAAAGAGGUCCACAACCAGCAGUUGAUUCUAGAAUGGAGAUGGGAAUGGAUCAAGGUCCAAAAGGUAUGAUGAGACAUUCCCAAGAUAGAGAGCCGUCAGUAAUGGACAGAGGCCCAAGAGAAAUGGAUGCCGGCCCUCAUGGAAGGCAUAGGAUCUCACCAGGAAUAGAUAGAAGACAACCAGGAAUGGAUAGAGCUCCUCUUGAAAUGGAUAGAGGUUCUUAUAUAAUGGACAGAGGUCCUUCUGGAAUGGAUAGGGGCCUCCCUGGAAUGGACAGAGGUCCUUCUAGAAUGGAUAGGAACCUUCCUGGAAUGGAUAGAGGUUCUUCUGGCAUGGAUAGAAGUCCUAUGGGCAUGGAUAGAGGACAUCCAGGCAUGGAUAGAGGACAUCCAGGCAUGGAUAGAGGGCAACCAGGCAUGGAUAGAUCGCACUCAGGCAUGGAUAACAGACAACUAGGAAUUGACAGAGGUCAUGUGGGAAUGGAUAGAGGCCAACCAGGCAUUGAUAGAGGCCAUCCUGGAAUGGAUAGAGGUACUCCUGGAAUGGAUAGAGGCUCUUCAGGAAUGGAUAGAGGCACUCCUAGAAUGAAUAGAGAAUACCCUACUGCAAUGGAUAGAGGCUAUCCUGGUGUUGAUAGAGGACCUACUGGAAUCAAUAGAGGACAACCAGGCAUGGAAAAAGGCCCUCUUGGAAUGGAAAAAGGACAACCAGGAAAUUACAGAGGUCUUCCUGACAUGGAUAGACGUCAAUCAGAAAUGAAUAGCGGCCCACCAGGUAUAGAAAAAGACCAGUCAGGAAAAGGUAGAAGUCAACAAGGAAAGGAUAAGCCAGGGAUGAUGGCUAGAGACUCAAGCUCAUCCCGUAAGAACAGUGAUCAAGGAAAGAUUGACAGUGGGCCACCAAGACAAGGUAGUGAUGCGCCAGUAUCUGAUAGAAGUAAACUGGGUGUAGCGAGCCUUCUCGCCGGAUUGAAAGGAGAUUCAUCCAGCAUGGACAGUCACCAAUCAAGAAUUGAUAGUGGCCCACCUGGUAUGGAUAGUGGCCCGCCAGGAAUAGAGAAUGAAACAGCAGGUCCCAAUAAACGGCAACUAGGUGUAGGGGACAUACUUGCUGGACUAAAGUCUGGUCCACCUGGAAUGGAUGCUGGACCUCCUGGAAUAGAUGCGGGUCCACCUGGUGUAGAUGCGGGUCCACCUGGUGUAGAUGCAGGUCCACCUGGUGUAGAUAUGGGACCUAGUGUUGUGGAAAAGGGAGCUCCAGGAGUAGACAUAGCACCUCCAGUUAUAGUUCCUCCAGGUGUUGGCAGAGGACUGCCAGGAAGUGACAUGAGACCUCCAGGAGUAGAAAACACAUAUCCAAUGAGGGGAUCAUUGCCCAUAAGUUUGACCAGGGGGCCACCUGGUCCUCCUGGUCCUAUUGGUUUUCCUGGUCUUCGUCCUCCUGGAGUUGAUGUAGGACCACCUGGUGUAGAUUUUGAUGCAAAUAGUAUGUAUAACCAACCUCUGGGAAUUAGGAAACCUCCCCCACCGUUCGAACAAAGGCCAGUAGAAGUUGGUCCACCAGGAGAUACCUUUCCAACAGGACUUCCUCCGAACCCUCCUGGUUCAGAAAUAGUUCCACCAGGAUUUGAAGAGCCAGUGCCUCCAGGAAUGGAGCCAAUAAGUAAACCAAUGUCUUCUUUCAAAGAUCCUGCACCUCCUGGAAUGGAGGAGACAUAUCCACCAGGGAUGGAACCAGAACCUGAAACUCAGCCAAGCACUGAAAGUAAAGAGCAGCAACCACCUGUAGACAACCAAAGUGAAUUUGAAAAGCGUCAAAACCAGCCUCUUUUCCCCCCACCAUCAAAGGGUUUGACUCGGCAUUCAUAUCAAAUUGGACAAGCUAUACCAAUUACAGGUAUGGUGAAAGAUGCUGGUGGUGCAAGUACUUUUGUAUCGGCUAAACAGACAUUAACUCCCAGCCCACUUGCUGGAUAUGACUCGUUAGAAUCUGUCAAGGCAAAGAAGGAAGACAAGAAGAAAGAAGAAUCAAAGUCAGAGGAGAAGAAGAAAGGAAAGGGGAAAAAGGGUAACAUGAAUAUGCCUGCAUCCAUCAAAUUCAACAGUGCAAAAGUUGAUGAAUCAAUAAAAAAAGAACCUAACAAAGUGGAAAAGGAAGAGUCAAAGUCAACUGAAAAGGGGGCAAGGGGGGAUGCAAAAGAGUCUAAAGAGAGUUCACCUCCACAGGAUAUUUCACAAAGGGCAGUUGUCAGAAGCACCCUACCAUUACUGACAGACUCUGAAACAAAGAUGGUCACACCUUCAUCUAUUGGUGAGCUAUUCAAAAAGAACUCUUCCACACCUUCAUCAUUCAGUAAAGACGGAAAGAGCUCACUAAGGAGUUACAGGAGAGCAGCAGAAGAAGAUGAGGAGGAAGACGCUCCUAAAUCUAAGAAGGAAAGUAAGAAAGAUGCAAGCAGAAAAGAUGAUAGGGGACGGGAUGAAUCACUCCGCAACAAGGCCCAAUCGCCCCCACGGUCAUAUCGGUCACCAGAUCGUAGAUCCAAGAAAUCUCCAGAGAGAAAAAGAUCUCAUUCACCAGAUAGAAGGAAGCGCCGGUCUCGCUCUAGAUCACGCUCACCAGAUCGUAGAAAAAGAAGGCGGGACUCUCCGUCUCGCAGGAGAACUUCGUAUUCACCGCCCAAAAGAAGUAAGAAUUCGCGCUCCCCUAGCAGAGAUAAAGGCAAUAGGUCUCCAGAUCGUAGAGAUCGUAGAGACCAGAGAGACCAAAGAGAUCGGAAAGAUGACCGAUAUCGAGAAAGGGAUAGGAAAGACAGGUAUCCAGACAAAGACUAUAAGGAAUCUGAUAGGAGAGGUGGUAAGCCAAGUACAGAGGCAUUUGACAAGCUUCGAGAGCUGCUCUAUGAUACUUUGGUGCGUCAGCCUGAUGACAAGCCAAGAGACUCUCCACAUGGCGAUAGGCGGCACCUUGACAAUAGAGACCGAAUGGAGCGAUCCAAGUCACCCUACAGCAUGGAAAGGCCUCGAUCUCCUCUUCGUUCCCGAAGAGAGAACUACUACCCAGAAGCCGAGAGACCAAGAAUGAGGUACCCUCCCCCAAGAAGGGACUAUGAAAGAGAUCCCUUAAGGGAUCAAUUAAGAAGCCUUCCAAGGGAGCCACCUAGGGACCUGCCAGUGCCAGCUCAAAGGGAACCUCCUCGGGACUUUGCCAGAGACUCUUCUCAAGACAGACCUGUUGAGAGGGCUCGUUCUCCACCGGUGUCAGAUAUGUCCGCACCUAUUGUCUUUGACUAUGAGCAUUCUGAGAAUGCCAGGCCAGCUUAUGACAUAGAGACGAGAGAGCCAAUAGGAAGUCUACUGAGCAGUGCAGUUGUUGUAGAUGUGGUUGAUUACAGUCAUGGUCAGAUGACGGUUCCAAAGGCUAAAGUCAUUACUGGAUCAGAACUUCUUCGAGAACGGGAGUCUACAUUUCCUUCAGAGUUUCAAACAUCUAACGAGAAUAUUCAUGGCGAUAGAGAUGAUGUGAAUAUACUACAAGCGCCACCUCAACCACAACGUGAACAACAUCGUGAACCACAACGUGAACAACAUCGUGAACAACAGCGUGAACCUUCACCGCAACCCCCACCUCAGCCACCGCCUCAACCUUCACCACCAAAGCAGCCGAUGCUUCCCCAGCAAACUCAGCAACAAGAAAUGCCAUACACAGAACAGACAUACACAGAACAGCAUGAGCAGUUCUCUCAACACUACCACUCUGGGGAUCAAACACAGUUUGAUCCUUACAGCAUGCAACAACAGAUGGGUUAUUACCAGCAACAGGACAUGAAUAUGGCAUUCCAGCAACAACAAGCAUUCCAGCAAAUGGGCCAGCUUCAGCCGCAAGAUCAAUACAGCACCCAGCAACAGCAGCAACACUAUGCAGAACAGUUUCAGGAGGAGCCGCAGCCACCACCACCUCCACCGCCCGAAGAAUCUCGGUCGGGUGUCUACCGCAACUCUCCACCGCCCCCACCACCACCACCUCCUGCUCCAUCAAAGGAGGAUUCCUUCAAGCAGUCCUGGGCAGCCACGCCUCCCCCACCCCCAUCUGAUUCCUACAGCAACACCAGACAAGCGGGAAGUCAGGACCUUCAGAGAUCCAGGGAUAGGGAUGACAGACACCGUGGUAGGGGUGACAAAUACCAGACUGGUCCUUCCAGAUUGGUGGAGGAUUACAGGGACUCUCCGGGACAAAAGGACAUGUUCACCAACUCACCCCAGCAAACCCCGCCUCCUGCCAAACCCAAGAAGAGAGAAGUAGUGGCUGUUACAGACCUCCUAGAUCAGCCCAACAGGGAGAAACGUCCGGCCAAGAUAUGUGUGAUCCUUCGUGGUCCUCCGGGAAGUGGCAAAAGUUACAUUGCAAAACUCAUCAAGGACAGAGAAAUCCACAACCGGGGUCCUAGUCCUCGCAUGCUGUGUCUUGAUGACUAUUUCAUGAGUGAGAAGGAGAAGACGGAAAAGGAUCCUGAAACUGGCAAGAUGGUGAAGAAACGGUUUCAGGAAUAUGAGUAUGAAGACAGCAUGGAAGGCAUUUACCAGAAUAGCUUACUUAAGACGUUCAAGAAGACCAUUGAAGACGGAUUCUUUGACUUCAUCAUCGUGGAUGCCGUCAAUGACAAAAUCUCAAAGAUUGAACCAUUCUGGAGCUAUGCAAAGACGAAGGGAUUUGAGGUGUAUGUGGCUGAAUUACUUGUUGAGUUAGGCCUGUGCAUACAGCGAGAUAUCCACAAUAGAGGUGAAGCAUCAAUCAGGAGGAUCAUAGAGCACUGGGAGUUUGCCCCAAGGAAAUACAUCAAGUUAGAUGUUGUUGCCCUGUUGCAAGAUGCUGCCAUUCCAGAGGUUGAGAUGGAAGAGGAGGAGGAGGAGCAGGAAACCGGGCUUUCCAUGGAGGAACUGAUGAAUCAACAGCAUGAAGCGAUGGAAGAAUUCGAGGACCAGGAAGAGGCCCUGGCUUUGACUAAGAGUAAAUGGGAUUCUGCCACAGAAGAGAAACUAGAUGCCCUUGAUGGUAUCAAGAAGUAUAAGAAGAAGGACAGUUACCAGUCUAUGGAGGACUACCUGUCGGGAGGAGACGAGUUUGACACCGUCUCCAGGCCGACACUCCCAGGACAGAAGAGAGUACGUUGGGCCGACAUUGAGGAACGCCGUGAUCAGGAACGUAUGCGUGCUCUAGGUUUCGUUAUCGGGCAGACGGCCACCGAUUGGGCCAAGAUCACCGACGACAGUUACGCAGACAAGGCUCUCAACCGCACCAAGUACAUCUAACACGAAAAAAAUGUAAAGUAAUUUCUAUCGAACAGGCCGUCCUACCCAAUGUCAAUGGAAAAUCUCAUCGAUCUGAAAAGAGGAGUUCUGCCAAGGAUACAUCUGUAAAUAGCUUCUAGCACCGUUUUUAAUUUGGUUCAUAAUUUUGAGAAAACCCUCUUAACCCUGCUCAAGUGGUAAUGACUGUAUCUGAUUAUCAAAGCAGCCUGGUACUGCGUCCCAGAGCCCUUGACAUCUAGAAGACCCCUGAUACUGCCGCUUCGACCCCUACCAGCAAGAUAGGUCUUUGUCUUCGAGUGGGUAUCCUCUACCGACGUACUGGUGUCAGCAGAACACUCACCUAGAGGUCAGGGAAUGCAGCUAUUAGUGACUGACAUAACCUGCUCGAUUCAGGGGAUCCCUAUUUCAUAAAGAGUUACAACUAUUGUACCUUUGCUAUUAUUGCAACUACCAUGGUAACAGGGCUCAUCGGCCAAUCACAAUCAAGCAUUCCAAGGAAAUUUCAAUAAUUGGAAAUUUACGAUAGUUGUAUCACUUUAUGAACCGGGCCAUAGCAAUGAAUUUGCUUGGAUACAGUUAGUGAUAGGGUAUGUUCUCAACUGUGGACUUGUCUCUAAUUCUCCAAAGAACUCCCAGAAUUCAAAGUAAAGGCUUGUUCAUAUAUGGCGGGAUAAUAGAUUAAAGGUUUGGAAUGCACUAUGCAAUAGCCAGACCUAGAAAAAGAUGAAAUGUAGAAAGGGUUAAGUCACAACAGUGUAAGUUGAAAUUGAUUGACUGCAUAAUUUUCAAAUCAGGCUAAACAAUAGAUAACAGUUGCUUCAAGGUUGUUGUUUUUUUGCACAUGAUACCUCUCAUUGCAGAUUCCAUUCUGUAAUGUAGAAACAACAUCUUAAUCCAUGCUUGGUUCAUUGCCUUCACUAUGGGUUUGUUUGGCUGCAUCAGUCCCCCCCCCCCACCCCCUUCAACAAUAUGCAUGUACAUGAAGUAAUUGUAAUUGAAUUACCGGUAGAAGAAUGUAUCAAAUUGUGACUUUUUUGGUCACAGAUAUCGCAAAAAUAUAGACAGCCAUGAAACUUGGGUCUUACAAAAAUCUUGCAGGACCUCUGCAUAAAACCCUUAUUGUAAAACAUGCUAUGAUUCGACGACAAAAUUUUUUUCUUAACAUUGAUGAUAAGCUUUAUUUAUGAAAAAGGAAUCUGGCCUUGGAUUUCAGUAGCUUUUAACAGCAGCUUGUAACUUAAAAUCAAUAACAAGCUUUAUUUAUGAAAAAGGACUCCGGUCAAGGAGCAGUUACAUGAAUUAGCAAUUAUUUGUUUUAAGCUACUGAAAUCAUUUGUUUGGUUGGCUGAUAGUAAACUUGUUAUAGACAUUGCACAUUUGUUUUUUUUUAUAACAACCCUUUGUGAAAUGGGACCCCUCCUAUCAUUAGUGUGGUCAUAUGUGAACAAGCCUUUCAAGGAGUUAGUAAUCAGGGCCCCGUUUUCACAAAAAUUUACUGUUGAUCCGAUCGACCUCAACAGUAUGGAAAUCUUCUAACAUCAUAGUUUUUUUUGGGGGGGUUGGCAGAAAAUGUGCACAAUGUCCUUUGUUAACAAGGAAAAGGACGCUGAAUUUUUUGAAUGUAUGAAUGUACAUCGUAUCUAGAAAAUAGUUUGAACAAUAGAUAUGUUUACAUUGCCGACUUUCCAUAUUUGUGGUCGAUCGGAUCAGUCUCCACUCUUCGUAAGAAAGGGCCCAGAUGGUGUAUAAAUGAUGCAGUGAUUAGUUGAAAACAAAUACCCUGUGAAGAUGGCAGUGUAGCAUUGUCAGAGUACGAUCACACAUUGUAUACCAAUUUGAAUCCAUUUUGCGUAUUGGUCUUGAGAGAAAAUACAAAAUUUGCAAGUGGUUUUUGGCAUAGCAAUCAACUGUGUAUAAAGUGUGUCCUAGAAACAAAGCUGAGAAUAACAGGUUUUAUCUAACUGAUCUAAAAAGGAUUCAUAAAUGACACAUCUCGGUAGAGAUUAAGCCUCCUUAUUUUAUUUGAUACAAGUUCCAGUUUGUAUACUCCAAGCAUUUCUAAAAAAAAAUGGAAAGAGCAUACCAGAUUCACUUUGGUGGAUAGUAUCUGAAUGUAAAGGAAAAAGAUCCUAUAUCUAGAUACUUUCCUGUCACAAUUUAAUUUUAGAAAGAUAAGCGAGUUUUGUUUGUUUGGAGUCAAACUUGAAUUUUUGUAAUUUUAUAUAACAAAACCUUUUUCAGUAGAUAUCUGCAGAAGCAACCAACAUAUCUGUCAGAUUGAAUGUUUGGAACCAAGCCGAAUGGUGAGGGAAACUCAAACUCUGCCAUUACAGCAGUGAAAAACAUCUUCAUUUCAUAAAAUUAUUGCAAUUUAAGCGUGAAUGUAAUCAAAUAGUGCUUUAUCACUCAGCUGUCGUUUUUUCCUUGAUUUAUAUAUCAUAUUAAAAAGAAAUAUUAGUGGGAAAUAUAAAUAGUUUGGGAUCAAACCGAUGCUGUUUUGAUACUAAUUGGUGUUGUAUAAACACCUAUCUGGUCAUUCUGGUGUAAGACUAAUACAAAAACUGGUGUUGUUUAACACAUCUCUGGUGUAGACAUAUAUAUAUUCCGGGCUGGUGUUAAAUCAACACCAGAGUUUUUGCAGUGUGUGCAUAUUAUAGAGUGCCUCAAAUGAUAGAGGAGAACCUAAGCUUUUACGAAGAUGUGUCAUUUAUGAAUUAUUGUUCAAGUAAAGUUAUGAUAAAUCGUUAAUAAUUCUCCAUUUUGUUCCCCACUAGGAUGCACCGCAUACACUGGCAAUAAGAGUUUUUAUAAACUAAACAAUCUAGAUUAGAUGUUUAAUGUAGACCUUUCUUGUGUUUUAAUGCAUUAGUUUUUCCCACCUGACUGUACCAUCUAUUGCGUUCACAAAUUUUCUGGAAUAUGAGCAGUGUUAAUUCUCUGAUAUAUUUCGAUCAGUCAAUCAUUUCUGGAGAUCUUAAAUUUGUCAUGUGUCGUGUUAUAUAGUUUCGUAGGUAGUUGUAGUUGUCAUUAACGAUGGUUGCCAGGCAAACUGUUACAUCCCACUCGCUUUUAUUGGAGACAUGACGGUUUUAAUGUCUUUAUCCAAAGCUGUACUUAAUGAAAUAUUCUUUGCUUCAUUUUAGUCUAGAAUUAUUGAAAAUUGAUUACUUUUCAUGUGAUGAUUUGAGCUGCGAAAUGUUUUGCUUGAAGAAUAAAUGUAUAUUUGAUGUGUAAUGGUUUGCUAGGUAACCAAUCAGUGGAAUAAUGAGAUUUAGGUAUUUUUAACUAGCAGGAGUCUCUUAUGGGAUCCUUGUGACUUUGAUGAAAUUUAAAUCAGAUAUGAAUAUGGUUCCAGGGCUUUGCUUUGUAAAUAUUUUUAAACUCUUUAUCAAGUUGUGAAAUGCCAAAAUUGAAUGAAGCAGAAAUUUUUUAUUCAUUUAUGAUAAGAUCGUGGCUCAAUGCAGAGGAUGACGUAUAGCAAUGACAUGCAAAUAUUAUUUCCAGCUAGUUUAAGAUGUGUAAAUAAUAAUUAAUAUCAAUCUUUGUGUUAAACACUUCUUUAGAUGGAAUGUUCAAGAGUCUAGAAAAUAGUUUUAAUUUUGUAUUUUGCCCUACCCCCCCCCAAAAAAAAGAUAUGCACCAUGUCAAAUUUGCAUAAUGAAUGGUGAGUGUUGUAAAUAGUUGUUUGUUUACCAUCCUUGAAACAUCAUUAAUUGAAGAGGUUUAGUUUGAUUUAAUGACAUGCAUCUUGAUGUAGUGCAUUCAAUGUGUUGUAGUAUCUUCAAGUGAUAAUGCCUUCUCAGUCUGCUGACCUAGUAGUGAAACCCUUUUUUUCUAAGCCACAUUUCACUGGGGAAUCCGAAUCCAGAUAGACAAAUGUGAAGUAUCAUGCCUUUACCAGUGACAUCCCAUCAGUUAGUUUAGGGUUGGUUUCAUUGACGUGAGUAUAUGCAUUUCUCAAAACCUUAGAAUGUGAACCAACU